AUGAACACAGAAAUGGAAAAUGAGGAUUCUCUCUACCCUAUUGCCGUACUUUUGGACGAGUUGAGAGCAGAAGAUGUAAACUAUCGUUUGAACGCAAUAAGACGCCUUUCCACCAUUGCAUUAGCUUUGGGUGUGGAGAGGACCCGCGACGAGUUAAUACCGUUCCUCGAGGAAUCUAUCGACGAUGAAGACGAAGUUUUAUUGGCAUUGGCAGAUGAAUUGGGCAAUUUUGUCGAAUACACAGGCGGUAAAGAGCAUGCACAUCUCAUAUUAGGUCCCCUGGAGAAUCUCGCGGCCGUCGAGGAAACGCUCGUCAGAGACAAGGCUGUAGAAUCAAUUAAUAAAAUCGCGAGUGUUCUAUCUCAGCAGCAAAUAGAAACUUACUACAUUCCUUUGGUCAAAAGGUUAAGUGAGGGCGAAUGGUUCACCAACCGUACUAGUGCGUGUGGUUUAUACGCUACUGCAUAUAAAAACGCUACCCCUGCUACCCAAAUCGAAUUGCGAACAGCAUUCAAGAGAUUCUGUUCAGACGAUACGCCAAUGGUUCGACGAGCCGCUGCUAAAAACUUGGCGGCAAUGGCCAAAGAAAUUUCCAAAGAGCAUAUCAUCAACGAUAUUCUCCCAACAUUUAUAAAACUCUCCCAAGAUGAGCAAGAUUCCGUGCGAGUGCUGACUGUUGAAGACUUGAUUUCCAUCGCAGAAACGUUGUCGUUGGAUGAGAUAAAAACCUAUCUUCUUACACCUCUUAGAACUAUGGUUUCCGAUAAGAGUUGGAGAGUGAGAUAUAUGAUUGCCGAAAAUUUUGUGAGGAUAACAAAGGCGGUUGGAGAGGAAAUCAUCCGUGAUGAACUAGUACUGGCAUUCGUUAGAUUGCUGAAAGAUAACGAAGCUGAAGUCAAGACUGCCGCGUCCAGUCAAGUGCCAGGAUUUGCUCAGUACAUCGACAAGCAAAUGAUUUUGAAACACAUCAUGCCAUGCGUCAAGGAUUUGGUCACAGAUACAUCGCAACACGUACGUGCGAGCUUGGCAACACAGAUCAGUGGUUUGGCACCCAUUUUGGGGAAAGAAGCCACCACCGAACAUUUGUUACCACUGUUCUUGCAGUUGCUCAAGGAUGAAUCACCCGAUGUGAGACUCAACAUUAUAUCCAAGUUGGAGCAAGUGAAUGAAGUUAUUGGUAUUGAACUGUUAUCACAGAGUCUUCUACCUGCUAUUGUUGAACUGGCCGAAGACAAACAGUGGCGUGUUCGCCUCGCUAUCAUUGACUACAUUCCUCUACUCGCUAGCCAAUUGGGUGUUUCGUUCUUUGAUGAAAAGUUGGGCAGUCUCUGCAUGUCCUGGCUGCGUGAUCACGUUUAUUCAAUCCGCGAAGCCGCCACCGUGAAUUUGAAAAAGUUGACUGAAGUAUUCGGUGUUGAUUGGGCCAAGAAUACUAUUAUACCCAAAGUGUUGUCUAUGGGAAGUCAUCCUAAUUACUUGUAUAGGAUGACAACUAUCUUUGCGAUUACGACGAUGGCUCCAGCGGUAACUCCAGAAGUAAUCAGAGACUACAUCCUUCCCACAGUCAAUAACCUUGUGACGGAUCCUAUUCCGAAUAUUCGUUUCAACGUUGCGAAAUCUUAUGAAGUACUAAUACCGGUCCUUAAGCAAAGUCAAGAAACAGGAAUUCUGCUGGAUACACAAGUAAAACCUGCAUUGGAUAAACUAAAAGAAGAUAUGGACGCCGAUGUCAAAUACUUUGCUGAACGAGCGUUCCUUGCAGUUCAAUAG
Paraglomus occultum is the source of this 1770-nucleotide messenger RNA. The record is from the annotation of a GenBank genome assembly. NCBI's taxonomy places the organism in Eukaryota, Fungi, Glomeromycota, Glomeromycetes, Paraglomerales, Paraglomeraceae.